This is a messenger RNA of Patella vulgata (common limpet), 1956 nucleotides long. RefSeq lists its product as uncharacterized. NCBI's taxonomy places the organism in Eukaryota, Metazoa, Mollusca, Gastropoda, Patellidae. The coding region runs from base 676 to 1773 and encodes 365 amino acids. The transcript has 3 exons. The record is from RefSeq and is a predicted model, not a curated record. Gene Ontology annotation, molecular function: protein dimerization activity.
GAUAAGGAUAGAUUAAAACUUUUGUCUUCAGUAACUUACAGUUAUGUUCUGUAUUCUAAGUUAUAUGUGCAUGUUAUUUCAAUUGCAGCAUGUGUUAUUUUUUAUGUGGUUAUUGUUCUGAUCUAAUCUAUUCAAUGAGAAAAGGAAACAGUGUUGUUGAUUGCAUGGAGAAUUAAAGAAAAGAGAAAUUCCAUGGGAUAAUUGUAUUAGUUUUGGUGCUGAUAAUGCUUCUGUAAUGAGUGGAAUACAUAAAGGAGUGGCUGCCUUUGUUGCUAAAGAAUCUGAAGGAAUUCACUUCAUGGGUUGUCCUUGUCAUCUUCUUCACCUAGCAGCAGAGAAGGGGGCAAGUUCAUUACCUGUAUCGGUGGAAGAUAUUCUCAUAUCCAUCUACUACUAUUUAGACAAAAGUUUUAAGAGGCAAAAAGAAUUGAAAGAAUUUCAGACCUUACAUAAUGUGGAAAUCUGAAAGAUAUUAAAACAUGUAUCAACUAGCGUGGUUGUCCAUGGGAAUGUGUUUGCAAAGAGUUUUGUGUCAGUGGCAACCUUUAUGUGACUUUUUCAAAUCAGAACAGAAAAAGAGUGAAAAGAAAAGUAAAUCAAAAUCACUUACCUCAUCUACUGCUGGUCUAUCUUCAUUGUCCACUAGUCAAUCUUCCUCACUUACAAGUUCAUCUGAUGUUGGUUCAUCUUCAUCUUCCACUGGUCAAUCUUCAAGCACACAGUCUGAAAUAUUACAACAAAAAGGGAGUAAAAGUUGUGUCUCUGUCAGUGUUGAUUUUUUAUUCCCCACAAAAGUCCAAGCAGACAAGCCAAAACCUAAAAGUAAGCCAACACAAAAGUCUUGUGUUCAACCCUCAAAGGCAACAGUCACUGGUAGUAGUAAAAAAUCUAGUGGAGCUGAAAAAAAAGGUGGACAAAAUUAUUGAAUUUUUGAAAAGUCGAACCACCCAUUUAUAUUGUAUAUUUGGGAAUAGUGUUAUACCAAUUUUCGAGAUUGCCAACAAGCUAUUGCAGAGUGAAAAACCUUGUAUACAUAUUCUCUUACCUACCUUAGAAAAACUGUUUAAAGACCUACUUACCCGAUUUGUAAAACCAUCUGUUGUAAAUAAAUCAUCCUCCCUACUGGAAAUUAAUUUUGAAGAUGUAAUAAACCAAAAAGAUGAUGGAGACCUGUAUAUUGGUGCAGACUCCAGGAAAUUUAUUGAAGAUAACCCAGGGAUGGAUCUGAAACCGUUUUAUUCUGCAAUUAGACAUUAUUUCACUACUGUGUGUAAUCACAUGAAAAAGAAAUUUCCGUUACAGGACAAAGUGUUAUUAAAUGCAGUUGUGACUGAUAUAUCCAAAAGAGACUCUGUUAAAUUCUCAUCACUUAAAUUUUUUGUAAAUAAAUCUGUAUGCUUAACAAAACUGGUUGAUGGGAAAAUGAAUGAAUUAGUGGGUCAAUUUUUAGCUUAUCAAGUAGAUGACCUUGGUGAUUCUAUAAUGAAAGAGGACCGAAUUGAUAAAGCCUGGCACACAAUUGGCCAAAUGAAAGACCCAGACACAGGCAAUUUUAAAUAUCCCUUGCUGUUAAAAGUUGUCAUGUUGAUACUGGUGAUCUUUCAUUCAAAUGCUGAUUGUGAGAGGGCUUUCAGCAUGGUUACCAAAGUAAAAACAAAGUUUAGACCGAAUAUGUCUACAGAAGCCCUAAAUGCAGUUAUAACCCACAAAAUUGCCAUGCAAAAUGAUAAGUCUCCUGCUGAAGCCUUCUUCACAAACACUAAAAGAGGCUAAGAAAGCUACAUAUGAAUCACUUCAUAAAAUUUAGAAAUUAAUAACAAUGUAAAUAUUGCAAAUGUGCUAUAAAGAAAUAAAACUUAAAUAAAACUUACAAGUUUGUUGUAAAUAUCACCAGAAUGCAGGAAAUGAUUCCUUUGCGACGCUUCAUUUUCCGCACCUACGGUGCUCAAGUGUACU